CCAGAACCCCAGUUCGGUUCCCCCAUAUCUAGCGGUCGACGCUCCGCCAUCCUUCUCCAGGACUGCCAAGCCAACCAGCAAGUCGAUCUUCUUCUUCGGCUCUUCCUCUGCUGACAUCGCUCGCUCGGUUUCUUGUUGGAUCGUCGAGCCCGGCCGGAGAGCAGAGGCAGCUAACUGACAGCAGCGCGCGCGCAGAGGAGAAGCGAAAUGGCGGCGGCGACGAUGGGCGUGGUGCGGGUGCUGUGCGGCGCGGAGAAGGAGCGGGUGGUGGGCGCGCACAAGGCGCCCGGGGCGUGCCCGCGCUGCGGCGGGGCCGUGGUGGCCGUCGACGUGGAGAGCGAGCGGCGCGUCCUCGGCCUGCCGCUGUGCCUCAAGAGCAAGCGCAAGUACUCCUGCACCCGCUGCCUCCGCCGACUCGUCACCCUCUGCGGCUGAAGGAUCGGACGAGGCACACACCCUCUUGUUGCCAGCGCCAGGCCGCCAGCCGGCCGGUUGUCGCCGAUGAAGCAGCUCCGAUGGCUCGAGAGCUCGUCAUUUGACAAGUUAAUGAUCCGCUUCAGUUUCUUGACUAAGGGUGCCCGUCAAUGUCCUGCGCGGUAUGGCCAGCGUGUUCCUCCUAAUCAGUGGCGGACCUAAGUCCAGACAAUCCUGGGCUCUUGCCCAGGCUCCUAUUCCUGCUGCUUCAACGAUGUCUCUCUGCUUCAACAAGCUAGCUAAUCGGUGCUUCUAGCUAGUUCCCUGUAAUAAUGUAAAUGAUAGUACGUACUCCCUCCGUUUUUUUUUAUUAGUCGCUGGAUAGUGUAAUUUUGUACUAUCCAGCGACUAAUAAAAAGAAACGGAGAGAGUAAUUAUCAGGGCUCGUAGUCGUAUGGCGACCGGCACCGGCGGUCAGCAGAGGCGGCGAGCCGGCAACCAUGCGAAAAAGAGGCCGCUCGCUGCGGCCGUCACCAUCUUUGCUUGGAAAUAGUGUAGUAAAACUAUUCAUAGUACUGUAGUAAAGAGAGUGUAACUUUCUGUUGGUGCUC
Messenger RNA from Zea mays, 1025 nucleotides. RefSeq names its product Methionyl-tRNA synthetase. Bases 208 to 435 code for a protein of 75 amino acids. The transcript has a single exon. Lineage: Eukaryota; Viridiplantae; Streptophyta; Magnoliopsida; Poales; Poaceae. The record is from RefSeq and is marked validated.